Molecule: messenger RNA, 1815 nt
Organism: Culex pipiens pallens (northern house mosquito)
Lineage: Eukaryota; Metazoa; Arthropoda; Insecta; Diptera; Culicidae
Exons: 3
Coding region: 121-1770 (549 amino acids)
Biological process (GO): SCF-dependent proteasomal ubiquitin-dependent protein catabolic process
Cellular component (GO): SCF ubiquitin ligase complex
Molecular function (GO): protein binding
Source: RefSeq, a predicted model, not a curated record
AUAAACGUGUAAGCCGUCAAUCGUCUUAAGUCUUUGAAUUCAAAUAUCCGGUACGAAAACAAAGAUUUCACACGAAACCAACAGAAGAUUAAGAGAAAUCGGAAGCAAAAUCUGCAAUAGAUGGAUCUCUCGCUGGCCAACGUGAUUCCGUGCAAUGGACCGUGCCGGAAGCGGUUCCAUCCCGCCACCGUCAACCUGGAUCAGACCGUCGCCGAUGUGCUGCGCACAUCCAACGGCAAAUCGUCCGGUUUGUGGUGGUUUUGCCCCGAGUGUCGCCAGACGGUUGACCUGCCCCUGCACUACGUGAUGGAUCUUCCCGCUGAAAUGUUGGGUAUGAUCUUCCAGUACUUGGACGUAAACUCUUUGCUGGAAGUUCGGUCAACGUGCCACCGAUGGAAGGACAUCGUCGAUCAGAGCUACUCCUUGCGCAAAGAAUUCUUUGUCGCGUUCAAUGGAAUGUUCACAAUGGAUGAAACAUUCCAUCCGGAGAAUCUGCUUCCGGCUUCUCGUACGAGAUUGAACCAGUCGAAGAUAAUCUGUGUCGAUGCUUGGUGGCCUGCGUUCGGCGCUGCGUUGACGGAACUAUCAUUGUGUUACUGUGAAAUCGGACUGCCAGUUCUGUUGGGAAUGCUGCGAGCAACUCCCAAUCUCAUCAGCUUGAGGCUGGGCAUUACCGAGUACAAUUCCGAUGAGGUGAUCAGGGCAGACUUUCGACUGGAGAAGCUGGAAUCUCUUUUCUGCAGGCGAGUGUUAGAUAUCUUCGGAGACAUUUUUCCACGUUUGAGAAAAGUGGAUUUUUCUCUAGUUGAAGAUGACGACAAUGAUGAAGAAAUAGCAGCUUGCCUUCUGAUGAGAUCGGUUCAAGGCACGCUGAAAAAUUUAAGCUGCUACUUGACGCAAUUUAUUGUUGACCAGAUCUGUUCCAUGGCCCAACUCAAAUUGGAAACGGCUGAUGACCUUCCAGACUCUGAUUUGGCAGUACAGCUGAGUCAAAUGCAGCCUUCGAUCAGAGUUCUGAGUUGCCAAGCUGCUGUGAACGAGGAUCUCAUCGACAUCGGGCAGAACCUGGAAAACCUUGAGGAACUAUCUGCCAUAAUGGCACCUGCAGAGGAAUAUGAAGAAAUAUUGGUGCCAUCGUUUCUGACCGAAAUGCCUCAGCUGACGAAGCUUACCCUUGCGGGAGAGAAAGAUCUGUAUUUAAACUUUGAACGUAUUAAAUGCUCCAACUUAAGCUACCUGAGCCUCGAUGGGUUUAAAGUCGUCGGCGAUAGUUUGCGGAUUUUUUUGACAAGCUGCUCAAAUCUUCAAAACGUUCAAAUUAAAGAUUGUAGGCUGCAGAGUUGGUCAGAUAUUUUUGCCGCCGGGUGGAAAUCGCUGCGGUGUCUAAAACUUUGGAACAACCGUGUGCACCGAAACGCCAUGAGAAUCUCCAAAAGGCUAAACACGUUGAAGGAGCUGGUGAUUGGAUGCUGCCACAUACCAACAAAGAAACUCAUCGAGUUGGUUCUGCGGUGCCCUAACUUGGAAAAGCUUGAGCUCGCGUCAUUAAAAGCCGUCGACGACGAAUUUGUCAGCAAUUUGGACCAAUUUCCGCAACUUAAGGAACUGGAUAUCGGGAACUGUCCAAUAACGGACAAAUCGGUGGAAUUCAUCACCGAAAACUGUUCCCACUUGCUCGUGACCAUCCGUUGCGAUCAGGUUUCUAGCGUGGCCAAGAAACUGCUGAAUCGCGUUACACGGAAACAAGAACAUUUCUCAAAUAUCUGUUAACCUGUUAUGUUGAAUAAACGUAAAUCAUUUACUUAAUCUGAAAUA